AUGUCCUCCGAAUAUGGAUCGUCUGACAUUGACUGGACGGAAACACGUCCUGACAAGGCUCUUGUCGUCAAGUGCUCCUACGAGGGUUUAAACAAGAGGAUCACCUUUAAUUCUGCACGUACAUGUUCUUACGAUUUUCUCCGCCAAAGAGUUGAAGAAUGUUUCUCGCUGUCCGCUACGUCGUACGCGAUCACAUAUACGGACGACGACGGCGAAGUCACAGACAUCUCUACCGAGUCCGAUCUCACGGAAGCUAUCCGAUACUUUCAUCCUGCAAACGAGGAGCCCAUCUCGUCAGCAGCUUCCAUCCUAUCUGGUCGCAGCUUCAACAAAGGAAAGAUUACCGUGCGCGUCCGGAUCACAGUCGAGUACGACGGGCCGAGUCUGUCGGACACGUCUUCGCUAGUCAGCCUAGACGAGUACAGGAACCGUAACGGUAGCGAUUUCUCGCUCUCGUUCACAUCUCCUCCACCCGCAGAAAUUGACGAUGACUCCGUCACUAUCAGCUCGAAAGAUCUGGGAUCCAAGUAUGAACUUUACCGUGCUCGCGGUGCAAAGACGAUCGUAUCUGCGCCCAGCCAGGAGCCGUUGAUCGCGCGCCCAGCGAGGCCCCCAGACGACUGGGAAGCCAGCUCGGUGCCCAGUAUUGCGCCGACGCUGGACCUGGGCGAUGUGCAGUCCGCCCGGUCCUCGCUCGCAAAUCCGUUCCUGGACGACGACUCUCCCCCAGAAGACUCCGGGCACCGUGACGACCCGUCGUCGGUCUUCCAGCGGCUGAAGCUUGAGGAUACCCGGCAGGCGAGCUCGAGCCACAGUUCAUCCACGUUGCACAGCGAGCGUGGCGCGGCGUGGUUGCGCGACCAAAACGCCCGGGCGGUGAAGGCGAUGUUGGGAGACGUGCCCUCGCGCCCUUUGUCAUACAGUGGUGCGGACUCGGCAGACAUGCUCGACGAUGCGAGCUCUGCGAUGGGCGGUGAGCUUGCGCUGCAGCAGGACUCGAGCGGGAAGUACUAUUUUGCGUACACUGCGGGCUCGUCAGCGGGCUCGCAGAGUGCACACGACUCGGGGUACGACGACCGCUCGAGCGUGUAUGAUGACCUCGGCACGAGCGUCGCGGGCUCGGACGAGGUGGUGCAGAGCCGCCCGGUGUCGAUGGAGGUGAACGUGUUUGACCUGCAGGGCGCUGCAUCCGGCGAAACCAGUGACUUGCACCGAUGUGCGUCCUCCGCAUCUACGUCGUCUUCGUCUUCGUCUUCCUCCGUAUCCAACCCCUUUACCCGUCGCUCAAACUCCGAGCCCACGUUUACGCAGGACUUUGUGCACCCGGACGUUCCGCACGACGUACUGCCGUACAUUACGACUGUCCCGCCCGUUCCCCCGCAGGAUCCGCCGAGCUGUUCCGAGUGCGGGGUGAUCCUCGACGCGAUCCGCUACGUCUGCUCUAAGUGUGGGGAGAAGAAGCCGCCCGGCGCACAGGAGAACGGAGGGAAGGGCAAGGACCGCGAGGUGUACGUCGAGCGCAGCCAUAAUCACAGCUCGCACGCGCACUCGCCGUCGCUGUCACCGCUGCAGCGCGCGACAUCACCUUCGCUCUCCUCCUGGUCUGUCGUCACAGGCUCCGACAUCCCACUCCGACCACUUGGUGACAACGCGCCGUGGAAACCGCUUCCCGCGAUCCCGAGCCCCAAGUACCUCGCAGUGACGCCGGAGUCUAUGCCCAGCACACCCAAGGAAACGGGCUACGAGCUGUGCUGGGGAUGCAUUGAGUCUGCGGGAGUUACGCAUGCGCUUGAGAUGAGCGUCGCCCCGGGGUCGUCGCCUGGCUCCGGCGACUGGCCAUCCUCACCCGAGGACGCGCAGCGUGCGUUGUCGCAGUGGCGUAGGUCGGCGCCGAGCCAGAAGGGCCAGUUGAGGCAUGCAUUCAUCGAGAAGAGCUGGGGGCAUAAGGGAUGGCAGGACGUCGAGCAAGACGAACAUCGGUCCUGCACAUGUUCGGGGUGCAGCACCGUCAUUGUGAACCAUAGGUUCAAGUGCGCGUCAUGCAAGAACUUCAACUUGUGUCGAGCGUGCUACAGUCAAGUACAUGAGAUCCAUCCUUCGCACGCCUUCCUUGUCGUUCCAGACAAAGCUGUGAGGGCACGGUCCGUGCCUGUCAUCAGUAUCACCCCCUCAUUACCGACGUGCGAGCUGUCAAUGACACAUCCCGGAGUGAAAUGCGUGCAUUGCAUGCAAGAUAUUGUUGGUGCAAGGUUCCAUUGUGCAAUAUGCGAAGCAAUAGACAUAUGCUCGAACUGCGAGUCGGCCGGUCUUCCUGGCAAUCUCGAUUCAUCGGACGGGGGCCAUAACUCCUCACACAUCAUGAUUAAGAUCCCGUACCCCCUUGGUACCGCCGAACUCCAAUCCGCCAGUAGGACUGCGAAGAGCCUCUGGACUGGACGUGAUGCUGCCACCGGCCAGCGCGUGACAUCGCGGGAGCGGCGCAACUCGCUGAUUUCCUCAUAUGAUGGUACAGUGCUCGGCUCGUCCACCCGUAUAGGCAUAACGUCAGCGCUGGACGACGUCUCUGUGACGAGCGAGACGGAUGAUCACGGGAUACGAUGUAAUGGGUGUAACCAGAAUAUCGUUGGUAAUCGAUAUCAGUGCGCAGAAUGCCCAUCUAUCCCACGACCAUAUAAUCUUUGCUCGCUCUGCGAGGAACGCUCCUACAUUGUACACGACCCAAUGCAUAUCUUCUUCAAAUUCCCUCGACCCGUUGAUCGCCCCCUACAGUCGGAAUAUCCUUUCAUCCCAAGGCUAUACAAAGCACCAGUAGGAUCGCUGUCCCCGUUUAACCGUGAUGAUCCAAAAGCAUACUUGAAGGACCUGUUUCAUAACAGUCUGCUGUGCGAUUGUUGCAUGAUGAAAAUACAGGGCGCGUGGUACCGCUGCGCAUAUUGUGGGCGGGACCUGUGCGAAGUGUGCCAGGAGAUAGACACGCACGACAAUGCGCACGCUUUCGUCGUCUUCAAGUCGUCGGUUGACAUGCAUAUGUUCAAGCGUUUCGCUGAACUGGGCAACGACCCCAACGGCCCUAGUCCCCCAAUUAUUCCUUAUCCCAUCUAUCACCCGUAA
Molecule: messenger RNA, 3111 nt
Organism: Sparassis crispa
Lineage: Eukaryota; Fungi; Basidiomycota; Agaricomycetes; Polyporales; Sparassidaceae
Exons: 13
Coding region: 1-3111 (1036 amino acids)
Biological process (GO): mitophagy; aggrephagy; endosome organization
Cellular component (GO): amphisome; aggresome
Molecular function (GO): protein kinase C binding; zinc ion binding; K63-linked polyubiquitin modification-dependent protein binding
Source: RefSeq, a predicted model, not a curated record